UUACAUAAAAAUCAAUAAAAAUUAAAGUCUAUAGAGUCAUGACAUUAUUUUUUGUGCUAGUUCUUAGCUUUAGCAUAGCAUGCAGCAAUGUUGAUGCAAGAACUAGAAUUCUAUCAAAUGAGACAAGUUAUUUUACUACAUCUGAUACCGUUAUGCAUCAUGUGGACAUUGAUUUUGAUUGUAUUGAUAUCCACAAGCAACCUUCUCUAAAUCAUCCUUUAUUAAAAAAUCACAAAAUCCAGCUUUAUCCAACUUUUACAAAAAACAUUAUGUCAAAAAGGCCAUCUUAUGAUGGUAAAAUCAUUGAAGAAUGUCCAAUAGGAAAAGUUCCGUUUCACAAGAAAACAAAAAGACGUCAAAUUGAAGGUUUUCAGCCAAAUUCACAUGAGUAUCAUUCGAUCAGCCUCGAUACAAACCAAACUAUGACAUUUCAUGGAGGAUGUGCAUACAUUGGUGCAUAUAAUUUAACACUUAAAGGAAAGCAAUAUAGUUUAUCUGGAAUUUGGGUUGAGAGUGGUCCACCAUCUAAUUUGAAUAAAAUAUUUUUUGGCGCUGGGGUUAUGCCAAACUUAUAUGGAGAUAGUCAACUUCACCUAAUAGCACGUUGGACGGCAGGUGGAUCAGGAUGUUACGAUAUUCUUUGUCUUGGAUUCGUGCAAGUCAAAACUCAUUCAUAUCUUGGAAUGAUCCUAUCACCUGUUUCUAGGAUUGGGGUGUUUAGAAAAAUGGUUGUUGUUGCCACAAUCAAACAGGAUAAAGUAACGGGUCAUUGGUGGUUAUGUAUAUACUCAGAGCUAGAAUGUUUUGGAUACUUUCCAAAAGAACUAUUCUCUCACUUAAGUUCGGGAGCAUCUAUCGUUAGAUAUGGCGGUGAAACUUAUACUCCGUCUGGAAUGGUUAGUCCUCCAAUGGGUAGUGGAAGAUUGCCACAAGAAAAAUUCAUAAACUCGGGUUUCAUGGAAAGGGUUGAGAUAAUUAAUUCAGAAUAUAAUCAAAUUGAUAUAAAUCCUAGAACUAUGAAGAUAAACAAAAAUGGUAAUUUAAGUUGUUAUGACUUAUUAUAUCGUGGUUUUGAAGGAGGCUCUGCUCGUCAUGCUUUUCUGUAUGGUGGGCCUGGUGGAAGGUCAUGUUAAUGAUUGUAUCAUAGAAUAAAGUUAUUAAAAGGCUUCAUAAAAUCUUAAUAAAUAAAGUUAAUUAUUUCUCCCUUGUGUUUUA
Molecule: messenger RNA, 1215 nt
Organism: Lathyrus oleraceus (garden pea)
Lineage: Eukaryota; Viridiplantae; Streptophyta; Magnoliopsida; Fabales; Fabaceae
Exons: 7
Coding region: 39-1133 (364 amino acids)
Source: RefSeq, a predicted model, not a curated record